GUAUUGCGCAUGCGCAUUUCGUGUCUAGACUCGAGUCGGGCACAGCGUGAGAGCAUUUGCCUGGUGAGUAAAGACUGCCCUGAACCUGAAUGAGCCAUGGCCCAGUUCGGGGGACAGAAAAAUCCGCCGUGGGCGACUCAGUUUGCUGCCACAGCGGUGUCUCAACCAGGCCACUCAGGACAGUCCCUUGACCUCAACAGUCUGCACUCUCUUGGGGUGCAGCAACCGUCUCUUUUGGGAGCAUCUCCCUCUGUUUACUCUCAACAGUCAGCUUUGGCUGCAGCGUCCCUCAGCAACCAAUCUGCAGCCAAUUAUCAGCUGUCUCAGCAAACCGCUGCGUUGCAGCAGCAAGCUGCAGCGGCUGCUGCAGCAGCAGCACUACAGCAGUCUCAGAUCAAUACAGCGCUCCAGCAGUAUCAGCAACAACAACAACAGCAGCAGCAACAACCUCCCCAGCAACCCCCUCAACAGCAACUGUACAAUGUACCUCAUCAGCUUCCUCAGCCUCAGCAGGCUCUGAUCUCUCAGCCCCCCGUUGCGUUGCCCACCAGCCUGGGCUUGUCCAACCCCCAGCAGACAGCCCAGAUUACUGUGUCAUAUCCAACACCUCGUUCAAGCCACCAACAGCAGCCACAGAAGCAACGAGUCUUCACUGGUGUGGUCAAUAAACUGCAUGAUACGUUCGGCUUUGUAGAUGAAGAUGUCUUCUUUCAGCUCAGUGCUGUGAAAGGGAAGACUCCCCAGGUCGGUGACCGAGUCCUGGUGGAAGCUGUGUACAACCCAAAUAUGCCCUUCAAGUGGAACGCCCAGCGCAUCCAGACCUUACCUCAGCUUGCAAAUCAGUCGCAUCAGCAGCAGCCCCCGCCUUUACCUCAAGCAACCCCACAGCUCAGCAGCCUGUACAAUGAGCCAGGGAUGCAGCUGCGCUACACAGACAUGCACUCCACUGGAGACAACAGACAAAAUAGCCAGCCCCAGGCUCCUAACAUGAUAAAGCCAACCCCUGCCAUGCUGCAGUCGCUACCUCCCCCAACCACCUUGAGUUUUCCACCCCAGGCUCCCCCACCCUCUCUCCUGCAGGCUCAGCUUUCUGCCACCUCUCUGACCCCCCUCCUCCAAAACCCUCCUCAGCCUCUGCUUCCACAACCUCCACCCAAAGAUGUUUUUCCUGGUGGCCUGCUUCAGGUCCCGGUGAGAAUGAUGCCACAGCCGCUGCCUGUUCGACGACUCGAGCCUCCACUUCGUUUCCCCACUCGGAAUGAUCGCGCCCCUGAGCUUCUCCUCAGGGUUAAAGACGACCGCAGCAGAGACAGAGAGCGUGAACGAAGGCGAUCGAGGGAGCGCUCGCCCACACGCAAACGCUCAAGAUCACCACGACGUGACCGCUCCCCGAGACGGCCUCGCAGGACGACGCCCCGCUACACUAUACAGUUUUCCAAGUUCAGCUUAGAUGGCCCAAGUUGUGACCUGAUAGAGCUGAGAAGGCGUUAUCCGUGUCUCUACAUUCCAAGUGACUUUUUUAACGCAGCCUUUACCUGGGUGGAUGCCUUCCCUCUCACAAGGCCCUUCCCGUUUAGUAGUACCUGUAACUUCCACAUUUUGCAUAAAGAAGUGGGUCCUCUUGUCAAAAAUACUGCUGUGCUGGAGCCUCCUGAUGUUAAUCAUAAUUACAGCGCUAAGGUGAUGCUGCUAGCUAACCCCAGUUUAGAGGAGCUCUAUCAUAGAUCCUGUGCUCUGGCUGAAGACCCCCAAGAAGUCAGGGAUUCUUUCCAGCACCCUGCAAGACUCAUUAAGUUUUUGGUGGGCAUGAGGGGAAAAGACGAGGCCAUGGCCAUUGGAGGUCACUGGUCUCCCUCUCUGGAUGGAGAAGACCCAGAGAAGGAUCCGUCGGUCCUUAUUAAGACAGCCAUACGCUGUUGCAAGGCACUCACAGGCAUUGACCUUAGUCUGUGCACACAGUGGUAUCGUUUUGCAGAGAUUCGCUAUCAUCGGCCAGAGGAGACACACAAGGGGCGGACAGUCCCUGCUCAUGUGGAGACAGUGGUUUUGUUUCUUCCGGAUGUUUGGCAUUGUCUUCCUACCCGCUCAGAGUGGGAGGUGCUGUCACGGCGACUCCAGGAGCAGCUGGCUGAGAAGCUGUCGGCCGAGCGAAAGGAGGCGGAUGGAGAACAGGAGGAAGAUAAAGAUGAAGUUGUGUCAAAGGAUGUUAGUACUCCCACACACUGGACUAAACUUGAUCCGAAAUCAAUGAAGGUAAAUGAACUGCGUAGAGAACUCGACUGCCGCUCUCUGAGCUCAAAAGGCUUAAAAUCGCAGCUUAUUGCUCGCCUCACCAAGCAACUGAAGGUGGAGGAGCAGGUGGUGGAGGAGCCCAAGGAGCCAGAAAUACCAGAGAGCAAAGUUGUAGAGGAAGAAGAGCCAGUUCGCACUGAAGAUGACCGAGAGGAGGAGGAAAGAAAGAAGAUGGAGGAAAUCGAGCGUCAGAGGAGAGAAAGACAUUUCAUCCUCCCCGAUGAGUCCACCAUCCUCGUGCACCCCAACUGGGCCGCCAAGAACGGUAAAUUUGACUGCAGCAUCAUGUCUCUGAGCGUGCUGCUGGACUACAGACUAGAAGACAACAAGGAGCACUCGUUUGAGAUCUCCUUGUUUGCUGAACUGUUCAACGAGAUGCUCCAGAGAGACUUCGGCUAUCGAAUAUAUAAAGCCCUCGCUGCUCUUCCUGCGAAGGAUGAGAAGAAGGACAAGAAGGUGAAAAAAGAUGGAGAAAAGAAAGAAUCUGAAAAGCGUGAAAUAAAAGAUAAAGAAGAAGAGGGCGAAGAGCCAGCAGCAAAAAAGACCGAAGAUGAGAAGAGGAAGGAGGAGCCUAGAGAUGACGAGGAAAAUGAAGAUGAGGGCAGCACAACUAAUGCUGAGGAAUAUGACCCCAUGGAGGCUGAAGACGCAGAGGAUGAUGAAGAUGAUGACGACGACGACUCCAACGACCGAGACAGAAAAGACCGCAGAGAUGAGCGCAGGUCGUCGAAAGAAAGAUCCUCCAAAGACAAGGAGAAAAAGCAGAUGGUGACGCACGACAAGGACUUGCUCAUGGCGUUUGUCUACUUUGACCAGUGCCACUGUGGAUAUUUGCAGGAGAGGGACCUGGAGAUCCUCGUGUACACACUGGGUCUGCAGCUUUCCCGUUCACAGGUCAAGAUGCUUUUGAACAAACCUCUUGUCAAAGAGACUUGUUACUACAGAAAGCUGACAGACAGGGGGAAGGACGAACCUGUUCCCUCCUUUAGUGAAGCCCAGAUAGAAAACCCUUUAGGUAACCAAGAGCUGUUUCCUGCUCUGAAAGCUUGUGCUCAGCCAGAGACCAGUGAGUCCAGUAACCUGAUCGUCUACAACGGAGCUAUGGUUGAUGUCGGCAGCAUGAUGCAGAAACUGGAGAGGAGUGAGAGAGCGAGAGAGGAGAUCGAGCAGAGGCUUAUUGCACAGGAUGCACAAAGGGAGGAAAGCGAAAAGGUCAAAGCUGAGUUGGAGCAAGUGAACAAAGCUCUGUCCACGGAGCUAGAGGAGGUGAAAACCACCCUCAGCCAAACUGAAGAGACCCUCAGCACCACGACGGAGCAGAAGAACAUCUACUACGAGCUGAUGAGCAAGUCGGCCAGCUCCCUGAUGUCCACCGUCAAAGGCUUGAUGGAAGUGCUGACCGAGGAAGUGGAUAAAUCUGAUGAGGUCGAUGGCGAUGAAAUCGAAACGUCUCAGGCGAACGGCGCUGACGACUAACUCCUCAAAGAAAUGAAGCUAAUCUGUAAUCCUGAUCUUAAACUGUAAAUAUUUACUGAACGUGUCAUAGGAUGGGUUCAUCUGAGCCGACCGUCUCAUCUAUGUAUAUAAUUCAUAAAUUUAGUUCUACGUGAAGUUGAUUAUUUUUUUCUUUUCUUACUGACAGUGAUUUUAACCAUGACAGAAG
This is a messenger RNA of Nematolebias whitei (Rio pearlfish), 3955 nucleotides long. RefSeq names its product cell division cycle and apoptosis regulator 1 (gene ccar1). The transcript is spliced from 26 exons. Gene Ontology annotation, biological process: regulation of DNA-templated transcription. The coding region runs from base 97 to 3768 and encodes 1223 amino acids. The record is from RefSeq and is a predicted model, not a curated record. Lineage: Eukaryota; Metazoa; Chordata; Actinopteri; Cyprinodontiformes; Rivulidae. Gene Ontology annotation, cellular component: nucleus.